Molecule: messenger RNA, 366 nt
Organism: Quercus robur (English oak)
Lineage: Eukaryota; Viridiplantae; Streptophyta; Magnoliopsida; Fagales; Fagaceae
Exons: 1
Coding region: 1-366 (121 amino acids)
Source: RefSeq, a predicted model, not a curated record
AUGGGUCAUGGGACUCGCUUGACCAUCGACCAUCUAAAGUCAUUCAAAAACCUCAUGCACCUACAAGAGGUUCCAGAUGAGAUUAUGUGCAGGGCGUUCCCCACUACACUCAAGGGACCAGCAAGGGUGUGGUUUAGCAAACUGGACCCUAAUACCAUCUCCACCUUCAAGGAAUUUAGCGAACACUUCGUCACCCACUUUAUUGGAGGGCAGAGGUACAAAAGGUCCUCAGCUAGCCUGUUGAACAUUAAGCAACGAGAAAAUGAGAGCCUAAGGUCAUACAUGACACGAUUCAACAAGGAGGCCCUUUUGAUUGAUGAAGCCGAUGACAAAGUUUUGGUCACUGUGUUCACCAACGGGCUGUAG